CAACUGGGGCUCAGGUCACUGUCAGGUAGUGAUGGUGUCACAGUGCAGGGCAUCGCCUGUGACGUGCCCACAAGGCGGGCACCAGCCCACACAGCGGGGCUACACCAAAGGCAAUCCGUGCCGGAGGAGGCGAUGGGGAAGGGGGAGAAAUAACAAUGAAAACACUUUGGAUCGCUGCUCAACUAAACAUCUAAUGAGGAACAACCCGCGUCACUGUGACUUUCCAGAAUCAUCUCCCUAUAUGCGUGGCUUGAAACAGGUGCUGGAGGACUUGAGAGAUCAAGUUGUUGAUAUCAAGGAUAACAGACUUGCCAAGCUGAAAAUAGAAACAAAGGAGAGAAACAAGAUGAGGAUUCAGGUGAAAAAACAACUCUUGGUGCAUGAAAAGAGGGACAAACAAAUUUUGCUGGCGAAGUAUGAAGAAUGGAUCCGGAGGAUUGAUGGAACCUUAGAGCUUGCUUUGGUUCAAAAUAUUUUAGUGUCCUUUUUGGAUCAUCCUAUGAUGUCCUCCCAAGGUAAGCUCAGGAAGGCUAAGUGGAUGAAAAUGUCAAACCAUCUUAAUUUAUUUCAACACUCUUCCCAGUUUGGCACGGAAACUAAAUGUCUAGACCUCAAGGGAUUAGACAUAAGAAUUUGUACGCAAUUUGCGAAGAAAAUGGAGGAAACGGAUACAACAGGAAAAAUCUUAGAUGGACAAGGGUUUGCAGAGUAUUUAUAUGAUUACGUGAAAAACCAGCCGCCUGAUGUUUUUAAGAGUUUCCUCUCGCAUAUUUCUGAAUGUGCAAUGAUUUUGCAAGAAGGAGCGAAAGAAAAUGAGCUGAGGCUGAAAUUCGCCCUUCUGUUUUCAGCAUGUGACAAUGGAAAGGGUGGAUACUUGGAUCGGAAGAUGAUUUUACAAUUAUUUGAGAAGUUCUAUGACCACAGCCCAACCAAAACUAAACAUCAAUUACGUAAUCCAAGAGAAUGGCCUGUACUUGAACUUGAUGAAUUGGGCACCAUAGUCUUUGUUCCUGACCUUCAACGUAAAAAAAUCAUCUUUCAUGCCAAAAGAACUGCGGAGGUGGACGAAACAGCAGUGAUUCAGUUUGUGGUACCAGUUGUUGAUCAGGAAAAAGCUAAGCAGACGGUGGAUCAGCCUGCCAGUGAACCCAAACAGGAUGUAGACCACAAAGAAGAUGAUAUGAAGAAAGGUGGAGCAGAAGACUCUUACAAACCCAGUAGAGAAGCAGAAACAACACAGGAAACAACAUUGUCCGCAGAGACCAGUGCAACUCAAGACAAAGAGACUGACUCCAAGACUGAACAGGCAUCAACGGAAGCAGAAAUGAUUUUUACACCAGAUAGUAUAGAAUUUCAGAUUGAUUCUUUUACUAGCCCUGUGAAGAGCUGGACUGUGGCAGGAUCUAAAUUCACAGAGCUGAAGCCCUUAAUGCUUGUCCUUCAGGACCAAGAUUCUUCUGAUGCCACAUUUGCUUUUGAUAAGGCUUUCGUAAAUGUCGAACAAUUUGUCCAGAUGAUGGCGACAUUUACUGGAACCGCUUCCUCGAAUCAAACUUUAAAUAACCUUCUGACCUAUAUUAAGAAACAUUAUAAAGAGACUACGGAGGAAAGGCUAGCGAGAUUAACUCAGGCCAAGAAUGACAUAAAAUCGCACAAGCACCAGGUUGUCCUAAACGCAUUGUUUCAGAAAUUGGAUAUCGAUGAGUCGGGCUUCAUUGAUAUGCCAGAUCUGGUCAACGCCUUGACCAAAUAUAAGGACGGAAUGGAGAAGAAUGCCUUAAGGAAAGCUCACAUCAGACUGAAAAUGAACCAGAAAUGCCGGAGUGGGGAAACUGUUUUGACCAAAAUAGAGUUCAAGUCGUACAUCGAAGCCAUCGUUGCUGAAAUCGCUGAUGAUGAAGAGGUUUUUGACAGUAUUGUGCAAUUUCUAUCAACCAGCCUUUCACAAACGUGCGAGGAGGAGGUACGAGCUGCAGCCAGGAGAAAAUGGUUAUACACUAUCGAAGAAGCAGCACGUGUUGGAGGUAUCAGCAUGGGUCCUGUUUAUAAAGCUGUUUUCGAGAGCCUUUAUAAGGAUGCAGAAGGCCAUGGUGAAAAUAAGAAAAUCAGUGCUUCAAUAGCCUUGCUAAAGAAUAACCAUCACAAACCCUCAAAGGGUGACACUUUCUUGCAUUACGUCGCCUGUACCUUGGAUGAUGCAAACUAUGUCCUGAACCAGGGACUCUAUAGAACCGACCGAGCUGUGAGCUUUCACGCAAUUGACGAAGGGAGGACAAUCUAUGUUCCCCGGAUUCAGGAUCAUGGCCACGUCCACAUAUGGAACUGUAAACGGGAAAAUGUACAAGGUGCAUUGCUUGUGGUCCCAAUAAAAGAUUGGAACAGGAGGGUGUUUGGAGUCAUGGGUGUUGACACAAUUAGAGACCCGUGUAAGGAUAAGGGCUUCACGAAACAUGAGAUCAACUUUUACCAGGGCAUCACCAGAACCCUUAGUAUUGCCUACCAUUACGUGCAAACCCAGAGGAGCAUUCUGCAAGUUUUGGAAACUGCUUUCAUCUGGAUCCAUAAAAGGUCAACCACCAUCGAAUCUCUCACUCUGUACUUCGUUGACUCUAUUGGUCCUAAGGAUUUUAUAUUGCAGAAGAAGAUGACAGCAGAUAAUAUCAAAGGAGACAUAGAGGUGCACAGCCCUCCAAUUACGCUACAUAGGAAGAACAAUCCAUUCAGAGAAUACCUCUUUAAAUGUGCGGAGGUUUCUGAGACGAUUAUAACCGUGGUGAAAGAAGACAUGCUCAUCAUUGUGCCUAUACGGACCUUAAAAGGGAAAGCUUUUGCUAUCAUUGUUAUUAACCUUGGAAGCCAUCGAGAGAUGACGGAUCUUGAAUACAGGAACAUGUUAAAAAUGUUGGAAAUACUUCAGGCAGCUACGAUGGAGAUAUUGAAGGAGCUUGUUGAUCCAAAAGCAACAGUCUUAGUUUUAGAGGCUGAACAAAAACACAAACCAAACCGAAUACGGAUUCUGUUUGAACGUUGCAUGCUACAGGACCUGAGAGAAAGCAUCCAACAGCUCGAUCCACAAUUACUUGAAAAGUUCAAGAAUUACGCCAGACCUCCGCCAGCGAACCAGAAGAUCAUCACCGCAAUCUUGCUUCUCAUUGAACCCAAAUGGAAAGUUAAAUUCAGCUGGGAAAAAUGCAAAGCGGUAAAGAAAAAAAAACAUCCGAAAUUCUUCAUAUAUGCCAGCCACACAAGGGAAUUUGGAGUUUGGAGACUCUUAAGCAUGGUCAAACACUCAACUGGCCAAAAGAAAAAUCAUGCAAGGGACACCAGGGCCUGGGGGACUAAACUUAUAUAUUAUAUAUAUAUAAAAAUCAUCACUCACUCAAAAAUGGGCAGUGGAUUUAUUGAGAAGAUUAUCAAAUUUGACCCCACUGCAUCUGAUGUUUCAAUUGACCAUUUUGUUGUGGGAGAACAGAUACAAAAUGUCUCGUAUUUAGAUGCGUGGAAGGAGGGUUCAGUUGUAGCCCAUUAUCUGUACAACUGGAUUUCCGUCUGUCUGUCACUGAUGGAAAAGAAACUGAAACUGAGAGAUUGGUACAAACCCCCCUCAGUUUGCCAGCUGCCUCCAAUAAAGGGAGGGCAUUAUUAACCCUUUGCGGCCCAGAUGAAGCUUUGCAAUACCUU
Messenger RNA from Callorhinchus milii (elephant shark), 3681 nucleotides. Its product is annotated as EF-hand calcium-binding domain-containing protein 5-like. The coding region runs from base 32 to 3646 and encodes 1204 amino acids. Gene Ontology annotation, molecular function: calcium ion binding. The record is from RefSeq and is a predicted model, not a curated record. The transcript has 21 exons. NCBI's taxonomy places the organism in Eukaryota, Metazoa, Chordata, Chondrichthyes, Chimaeriformes, Callorhinchidae.